Felis catus (domestic cat) is the source of this 1491-nucleotide messenger RNA. RefSeq names its product one cut homeobox 3 (gene ONECUT3). Lineage: Eukaryota; Metazoa; Chordata; Mammalia; Carnivora; Felidae. Bases 1 to 1491 code for a protein of 496 amino acids. Gene Ontology annotation, biological process: regulation of transcription by RNA polymerase II. Gene Ontology annotation, cellular component: nucleus. The record is from RefSeq and is a predicted model, not a curated record. Gene Ontology annotation, molecular function: RNA polymerase II cis-regulatory region sequence-specific DNA binding; DNA-binding transcription factor activity, RNA polymerase II-specific. The transcript has 2 exons.
AUGGAGCUGAGCCUGGAGAGCCUGGGGGGCCUGCACGGCGUGGCCCACGCGCAGGCGGGCGAGCUGCUGAGCCCGGGCCACGCGCGCUCGGCGGCGGCGCAGCACCGCGGCCUGGUGGCGCCCGGGCGCCCGGGCCUGGUGGCCGGCAUGGCGAGCCUGCUGGACGGCGGCGGCGGCGGCGGGGGAGCCGGGGGUGCGGGCGGCACGGGCGGCGCGAGCGGCGGCGCCGACUUCCGCGGGGAGCUGGCGGGCCCGCUCCACCCGGCCAUGGGCAUGGCCUGUGAGGCGCCCGGCCUGGGCGGUACCUACACGACGCUCACGCCCCUGCAGCACCUGCCGCCGCUCGCCGCCGUGGCCGACAAGUUCCACCAGCACGCGGCGGCCGCGGCGGUGGCCGGGGCGCACGGCGGCCACCCCCACGCGCACCCGCACCCGGCGGCCGCGCCGCCCCCGCCGCCCCCGCCGCAGCGCCUGGCGGCCAGCGUGAGCGGCAGCUUCACCCUCAUGCGCGACGAACGCGCGGCGCUCGCCUCCGUGGGCCACCUCUACGGGCCCUACGGCAAGGAGCUGCCCGCCAUGGGGUCGCCGCUGUCGCCUCUGCCCAACGCGCUGCCGCCCGCGCUGCACGGCGCCCCGCAGCCCCCGCCGCCGCCGCCGCCGCCGCCGCUGGCCGCCUACGGCGCGCCGGGCCACCUGGCCGGGGACAAGCUGCUGCCGCCCGCCGCCUUCGAACCGCACGCUGCGCUGCUGGGGCGCGCCGAGGACGCGCUGGCUCGCGGGCUGCCCGGAGGCGGCGGCGGCGGCGGCGGCGGCGGCGGCGGGGGCGGCGGCGCGGGCGGCGGGGGCACCGCGGGGCUGCUGGCGCCGCUGGGCGGGCUGGCGGCCGCCGGGGCGCACGGGUCCCACGCAGGCGGCGGCGGCCCGGGCGCGGGCGGCGGCCCCGGGGCGGGCGCGGCGGCGGAGGAGAUCAACACCAAGGAGGUGGCGCAGCGCAUCACCGCCGAGCUGAAGCGCUACAGCAUCCCGCAGGCCAUCUUCGCGCAGCGCAUCCUGUGCCGCUCGCAGGGCACGCUCUCCGACCUGCUGCGCAACCCCAAGCCGUGGAGCAAGCUCAAGUCGGGCCGCGAGACCUUCCGCAGGAUGUGGAAGUGGCUGCAGGAGCCCGAGUUCCAGCGCAUGUCGGCGCUGCGCCUGGCAGCGUGCAAACGCAAGGAGCAGGAGCAGCAGAAGGAGCGCGCGCUGCAGCCCAAGAAGCAGCGGCUGGUGUUCACCGACCUGCAGCGGCGCACGCUCAUCGCCAUCUUCAAGGAGAACAAGCGGCCGUCCAAGGAGAUGCAGGUCACCAUCUCGCAGCAGCUCGGCCUGGAGCUCAACACCGUCAGCAACUUCUUCAUGAACGCGCGGCGCCGCUGCAUGAACCGCUGGGCCGAGGAGCCGGGCGCCGCCCCCGCGGGCCCCGCCGGCGCCGCCGCCACCUUCUCCAAGGCCUGA